Molecule: messenger RNA, 621 nt
Organism: Penicillium oxalicum
Lineage: Eukaryota; Fungi; Ascomycota; Eurotiomycetes; Eurotiales; Aspergillaceae
Gene: pre1
Product: proteasome core particle subunit beta 4
Exons: 4
Coding region: 1-621 (206 amino acids)
Biological process (GO): proteasomal protein catabolic process
Cellular component (GO): proteasome core complex; nucleus; cytosol
Molecular function (GO): peptidase activity
Source: RefSeq, a predicted model, not a curated record
AUGCUAUACAGGGACGUUCUUUUGGGCAUCACCGGAAAGGACUUUGUCAUUGUGGCCGCCUCCAAGGCCAUUAUGCGAGGUCCGACGAUUAUCAAAGCCGAAGAUGACAAGACGAGGCAGCUAAAUCGCAACACAAUGAUGGCAUUCAGUGGAGAGGCCGGUGACACCGUACAAUUCGCCGAAUUCAUUCAAGCAAAUGUUCAACUUUACUCGAUGCGUAACGACACAGAACUCAGCCCUUCAGCCGUGGCGAACUUUGUCCGAGGAGAGUUGGCCCGCAGCUUGCGGUCGAGAAGCCCUUACACAGUCAACCUACUUCUUGGAGGCAUGGAUCCUCUCACACAGCAACCCCAUCUCUACUGGAUUGACUAUCUGGCGUCAUUGGCUCCCGUGCCAUAUGCUGCUCACGGAUAUGCCCAAUACUACUGUCUUUCCCUGUUGGACAAGCACCACAAUCCCAAUAUUAAUCUCGACCAAGGUUUGAAACUCUUGGAGAUGUGCACAGAUGAGCUGAAGCGACGACUGCCGAUCGACUACAAGGGUGUUCUCGUGAAGAUCAUCACGAAAGAUGGAGUGAAGGAGGUGGAUUUUGACAACGACAAGAUUGUUCGGAGUGCGUAA